AUGACAUUUCUUGCUUUUGGUAAUCAUACUGUUCGCAGUUUAAUAAAUUCUCCAUAUUUCCAAUUAAAAAAAAUUCUGCUUUUGGCUGAUAAAUACAAAAACGAUAGAGAACUACUUAAAUUGCUAGAGACCAAAAAAAUCACUUAUCAAUUGCUAGAAAAAAAUGAUUUCUCUCGUUAUAGUUUUGAUAAAAAAAAUCAAGGUAUUGUUGCUUUUAUCAAAGAAUACGAUUAUAUUACGCUAAAUUCUCUGCUAAAACAAAAUUUAAAUCACCAAUUUCCUUUAUUGGCUAUGCUUGACAGCAUUGAAGACCCUCAUAAUUUCGGAGCAAUUUUGCGAACUUGUGCGGCAUUAAAAAUAGACGGAGUAAUUAUUGCUAAGAAAAACCAAGUACCAGUAAAUAGCACAGUGAUUAAGGUUUCCAUGGGCGGUGUGGCUUAUGUUCCUGUUUGUCAAGUGAAUAAUUUGCUAGAAGCCAUUAAUGAAUUAAAAAAAGCCAAUUAUCAAAUUAUUUCAACAGUCUGCCAACCAGAAGCCCAAAAAUAUAACCAAGUAGGAUUUAAUGCCCCUAUUUGCUUAGUUUUCGGCAAUGAACACCAAGGAAUUAAGCAAAAAAUCAUUCAAAAAAGUGAUAACACUCUUUAUAUCCCAAUGAGUAAUAACAUUAGUUCUCUAAAUGUUUCAGUUAGUUGCGGAAUUAUUUUAGCACAAAUAAUCAAUCAGAGAGAGGAAAAGAAAAAAUUAGAAAAAUAA
Messenger RNA from Entrophospora sp. SA101, 753 nucleotides. The record is from the annotation of a GenBank genome assembly. NCBI's taxonomy places the organism in Eukaryota, Fungi, Glomeromycota, Glomeromycetes, Entrophosporales, Entrophosporaceae.